This is a messenger RNA of Gryllus bimaculatus (two-spotted cricket), 426 nucleotides long. The record is from the annotation of a GenBank genome assembly. Lineage: Eukaryota; Metazoa; Arthropoda; Insecta; Orthoptera; Gryllidae.
CACGCGAGCGAGGCGGGGCGCGCGGAGGCGGCGGAGUGCGCGCGCGCGCGAGCGCACCCUGGCCAGGCAGCUGGAGCUGGUGCGCGGCGCUCUGUCCGAGCAGAGCGGGGAGGAGCUGCGCCGGCUCGACCUGGCGGCCCUGGACGCGCGCCGCCGCCGCGCGCCCUUCGCCGCCCGCCCGCCCCCGACGCCGCCUCCGUCGCAGGCGUCUCGCAGGGCGACGCCACCAGGCCCUCCACCCCGGCGCCCGGCCUCCCGCCACAGGGCGACGUGUCCUCGUUCACGCUGAAGCGCCAGCAGCAGCGGCUCGCCAACCUGCUGCGCCGGCCCUUCCGCCGGAAGUCGGUGCCGUCCACGCCCGUGCUGGGCAGGGCGAUGGGCUCGCGGGGGGGCUCUGUGCCCGCCGACGACGACACAGUAGGUGGC